Pneumocystis carinii B80 is the source of this 2480-nucleotide messenger RNA. RefSeq lists its product as hypothetical. Gene Ontology annotation, biological process: protein processing. The record is from RefSeq and is a predicted model, not a curated record. The transcript is spliced from 9 exons. Gene Ontology annotation, molecular function: serine-type endopeptidase activity. Gene Ontology annotation, cellular component: trans-Golgi network; Golgi membrane. Lineage: Eukaryota; Fungi; Ascomycota; Pneumocystomycetes; Pneumocystales; Pneumocystaceae. The coding region runs from base 21 to 2480 and encodes 819 amino acids.
UUUUUUCUUAACUUUUCGUCAUGAUCCUCAAGAUAUUCCUUACUCUUCUCUUAUACUGGAUCUAUUUAGUUAGAGUAAGAUGUGAAACGGAGCCAGUAGACUUUGAGAAUAAUGAUUAUUAUCAUUUUCAUUUCUCAGAAGAUGUUGAUAUUGAGGAUUUUUCGCGGGCGUUAGGAUUCAAAUAUCAUGAGAAACUAGAAUAUCUGGAUAACCAGCAUAUAUUUUCUAUAGAAAAGGGUGUUUUAGAAGACGAAAUUAAAGAAAAAAUUGAGAAUUAUUUUGGUUUAGAAAAAGGAAGAAAUGCAAUAGAUGGGUUUAAUAGUGACAAGCUUUUUUAUUAUGAGAAACAAAAGUUGGUCAAGCGAGAAAACAGGGGUGUGAUAAGAGACGAUAUAUAUUUUGAUAAUGAAGGUCUUUAUAAUAGAAGGGUUGUCAAGAAUGUUGUAAAAGAUCCGACGGUAGAUCUGCCGGUAAAUCUAACACAGAAGUUAGAGAAAAUUAAAAAAGAAUUAGAUAUAAAGGACCCUCUUUUUGAUAAACAAUGGUAUUUGUUCAAUACACAAAGACCUGGUGUAGAUAUAAAUGUUGUAGAUUUAUGGUUAGAAGGGAUAAGGGGAAAAGGUAUAACAGUUGCCAUUGUAGAUGAUGGCUUAGAUUAUACUAACAAGGAUUUGGCUCCAAAUUAUAAUGCCAAUGCUUCAUAUGAUUUUAGUGAUAAAAUUCCUGAUCCAAGACCUAAAUUUUUUUAUAACAUACAUGGUACUAGAUGUGCAGGAGAAGUGGCAGCCGCCAAGAAUACUCUGUGUGGGAUUGGUGUUGCAUAUGAAUCUAAGAUUUCAGGAUUACGAUUUAUGUCUUCCUCUGUUACUGCUUCGGUUGAGGGAAGGGUUUUUACUUAUAAAUAUGAUGUUAACUAUAUUUAUUCUUGUAGCUGGGGGCCUUCCGAUAUUGGAAAUAUAACUGAAGCUAUUCCUUAUUCUACAUAUUCUGCAAUUAUUAAAGGGAUAAAUGAAGGAAGGAAUGGUCUUGGUUCUAUAUAUGUUUUCGGAUCAGGAAAUGGUGGGUAUUAUGAUAAUUGUAAUUACGAUGGAUACAUAAAUAGUCCAUAUACUAUUACUAUUGCUGCUGCAGAUGCAGAAGAAGAAGAUUUUUUCUUUUCAGAGCAAUGUCCUUGCAGUCUAGCUUCUACAUAUUCUGGUGGGGAAAAUGGAUAUAUUUAUACUACGGAUGUUAAGACAGAAUGCACCUCUUUACAUACUGGAACUUCUGCUUCUACACCGAUUGCUGCGGGCAUUAUCGCUCUUGUUCUUUCAGUAUGUCCUGAUCUUACAUGGCAUGAUAUUCAAGCUUUGAUUGUGGAGACAGCUAUCCCGUUUAAUUUGAAACAUUCUGGAUGGGAAAAACUUCCUUCUGGACGUUAUUAUAGUAAUUAUUUUGGUUUUGGGAAACUAGAUGCAUAUGCAAUGGUCAAAAAAGCAAAAACAUUUAAAAAAUUAAAUCGUCAGACAGUGUUUUCAACUCCAUUAAUACGUGUUAAUAAGAAAUUUUCUGAAAACGAUGGACAUAUCACAAGCACUUUUUAUAUUCAUAGUGGAUAUCCUAAGCAUUAUAACUUUAAAAAUUUGGAAUAUGUUUGUGUUUCAUUUUGUUAUACGCACGAAUAUAGAGGUCGUUUGGAGUUUAAUAUUACCAGCCCUGCUAAAGUUACUUCACAUUUAGCACAUAGACGUCCUAUUGAUAGAAAUUCUGGCACUAUUUAUUGGACUUUUAUGACUGUAAAGCAUUGGGGAGAAUCCAUUGUAGGUAACUGGACUAUUGAUGUUGAAGAUAGAAAGGAUUCGGAUCUAGAUGGUGAAGUUUUUGAUUGGCAACUUCAUUUUUUCGGAGAGUCUUUUGAUUCAAAUAAAGUACCAGUUCUUUCAUAUCCUUUUAUAACUAGAUAUCCAACUACUACGCCUCCACCAGAUCCAGAUGCUACACUUCCAUCAACUCCAAGUUCUACAUCUUCAUCAAAACUGUCACCACCACCUACACCUCAACCAGAGCCAGAACCACAACCGGAACAGAAACCGACAUCAAUAGCUUCAUCUACAACAUCAACUAAUUUAAUUCCACCAGCUCCCACAUCUUCAUCAAGCAAAACUAAAACAUCAACCACUCGAAAAGCUUCAUCUACUAAAACUUCAUCUACUACAAAAACCUCUACACGGCCAUCUCCUACUAAGGGCACUUCUACUGGAUCAGGUGCUUCUCAUCUUUCAUUCUUCGAAAAAAGGCAUUUGUUACUUCAAAUGAUAUUAUUAAAACGGACAUCUCACAGUGAUAGAUUUUCUAUAACUGAAACUCUUAAUAAUAAAUCUGAUACAAAUAUAUCUCAAGAAACUGAAAAGGCUACUAUAUUGAAAGAAAUCGUUAAUUCAUUCAAUAUUAGUGAUACUGCUGAUUUUGAUCUACAUGUACAGUGUACUCUUUAUAUUUAA